AAAAAGCAUUACUCUGUAUUCUAUAGUUUUGCAUUGGACGCCGGAUAUGUUUAUGAUUGCGUAGAAAAUGUGUCAUUACGAACGUAAAACUGUCAAACUUAAAUCAAUUUUUGUGGCUAAAGAUUUCCAAGGCCUUGAAGAUGCAUUUUUUUAUAUACUCACUUAAAUUUUCAAGGAUUCUGAUACGCAAUCGACGACUCCCCACCUGAAGAAUACGACGAGUAGAAGGGAAAUCGAGUACGUUCUGUCCUUAUUGAAAAACAUCUUUCUCCACAUACAUAUAGCUUAUACCCGAGCAACUUCGUGUAUAACGGUUGAUGCCGUUGGAAAGUACGUAUGUAGAAUAAGUGUACCUGACUGAAGAAGAGGAUCAAUUGGCUUUGCAACGACAAAACGCACGGAUCUUACAACAGAUAUCUUGGAUUACAAUCAAACGAGAUACUAUAUUAUAACGUUACUAUACAAUUUAUUAACAUUUAACUUCGUCAUAGAAAAUGUUACUUGAAAUGGCCGCGGUUUGUAUUCCUUUCAUGCUCGGCAGCAUUGCGUAUUUUUUUCCUUUCAAUACCUGCUAUGCAUACGGCACCAUUAUAUUGCAACAAAUAAAACUUAAUUACUUCGGAGUGAGAUUUUGGUUUCACGAUGUGGUCAACGCCAGAUAUAAUAAGUUGGAUUUACCUUUGAUGCCAGAAAAAACCGCGAUUAUAACCGGUGGUUCUAGAGGCAUAGGAGCGCGAAUAGUCAAGAAACUACUACAGUGCGAUAUGAACGUUAUACUCGCUUGUAGGACAGUUAGCGCGGGUGAACAACUUAUCCUUCAAAUUAGAAAGUCCGGUGUAAUUAGCGGACGGCCAAAGGUCUACAAGCUCGAUAAUUCUUCUCUUGGCUCAGUAAGAGAAUUCGCGGAGCAGAUAAAAAAAGAUUAUAGCAAAAUUCAUAUAUUAAUCAACAAUGCUGGUGUUAUGCUUGUUCCUACGUAUAAAGAAACAGAAGAUGGUUUUGAAGAGCAAUGGGCAGUAAAUUAUUUGUCACAUUUUUUACUGACGUCUCUUCUUCUGCCAUUAUUAAAGGCUGGCGGGCGAUCUGGCGAGUCCAGUAGGAUUAUUAAUGUCACUUCAUGCGUUCAAUAUAUGGGAGUCAUAAACUUUGAUGAUAUCAAUAGUUGUUACAAGGGAACAUAUUUUACUAUUACGGCAUACACACAAAGUAAAUUAGCACAGGUGAUAUUUACGGUAGCGUUACAACAAUUUUUGAAGGACAGAGCAUUGAAUGUGGAAACAUUUUCCGUACAUCCUGGUGUGGUAAACACAGAACUAUUCAACCAUACUUACUUAAGAGGCUCGUGGGUUAUGUCGUUGGCGAAGACACCUGACGAAGGAGCUAUUCCGAUACUAUAUGCCGCACUGAACAAAGACAUUGAAAAUAAAGGUGGCAUUUAUAUUAGCAAUUGUAAGGAAUAUCCCAACGCUGCAUGGGCACUGCAGAAAAAUAUACAAAAACAAUUGUUUGAAUUAUCUUUGAAACAAGUAAAGUUACAUGAUUUUUUCCAAUAUUUAUAAUUGUCAAAUGAAUUAUUUACGAUUGUUAAAUAUAUCAAAUUUAUAUUUUAUUAAAUUUAUGUACUAAAAAAACUAACUUUUUUUUUUAUGUCUAGAAAUUAUAUAUCCACUCUAUGUAUAUAUCCACUCAUCUCAUCAUGUAUCAUCUCAUGUAUAUAUUCACUCUAAUUUAAAAUGUUUAUUUUACAUGAUAAAGCGAACAUUUGCAUUGUAUCAAAUACAGAUAUACACAAAACAUGCAAAUAUUUUCGAUAAUCUGCUAUCAUAUGAGGUAAAAAAUAGCAUUCAGAAUAUCGCUGCUAUUGUUAUUUAAAGAAAUGCAUUUCGCAUGAGAUAACUUACAUUGAAUUUAUACAGUUUUUUUCAUUGUGUCAAGUUUAACAUAAUAUUGUUUCGUAUUUCAAUUACAAAGAAAAUUGAUAUGUUUCCAUCAAUAUAAAUUUUAUUAUAAGCUACGAUUUAUAUUAUGCACUGUUAGUAACUUAUUGCAACAAUACAUUAUGUAAUUAUAAUAAAAUGUCAUUACAUAAAAUCUUUGGAUUAAUUACAAACACAACAGUUUGUGUAGUUUCAACUAAAAAUUUAAAAAAAUUGUAAACGUUAAUA
Molecule: messenger RNA, 2165 nt
Organism: Linepithema humile (Argentine ant)
Lineage: Eukaryota; Metazoa; Arthropoda; Insecta; Hymenoptera; Formicidae
Product: dehydrogenase/reductase SDR family member on chromosome X-like
Source: RefSeq, a predicted model, not a curated record